Molecule: messenger RNA, 1874 nt
Organism: Amblyraja radiata (thorny skate)
Lineage: Eukaryota; Metazoa; Chordata; Chondrichthyes; Rajiformes; Rajidae
Product: chromogranin-A-like
Exons: 6
Coding region: 380-1573 (397 amino acids)
Biological process (GO): defense response to bacterium; negative regulation of catecholamine secretion; negative regulation of insulin secretion
Cellular component (GO): chromaffin granule
Source: RefSeq, a predicted model, not a curated record
CGUUUAGUUGCAAUCGCCCUCCCAGAGGUCGUUUGACAGAAUAUUCUAUUUUCUACCGGGGGAUAGUAAAUGGUGAUUGAAUGCACCUUUAAAAAACAUGUACAACAUGAACUCCUGACAUCACUUCCUCUGGUCUUGACUAUUUAAGGACACAAUCCUGUAACGAUCCCGGGCUGUUUCACGCCGCCGCCACUGGGACUGGUGGCUAACUCCAUCUCCAUCGCCUUUCAGUUUUCUCCAGCGAACUCAUUCCACCCCCUUCUUAUGUUGUAUCAUUUUCAUUAUAUAACCCAUGUAGACUUAUCCCUCCCCUCGUCUCCUUAACCCCCCUCACACACACACACACCACACACACAUCACCGGGAGCGAACAGCACAAGAUGAUUCUCAAAGGUUUCGUAGCCUGGAUGGUUUUCUGCCACCAAGUGACCUGUCGACCGUUGUCCUCCGAGAUGCUAACGGAAGAUGAUCAGGUGACCAGAUGUAUUGUCGAGGUGAUCUCCGACACUCUGUCCAGCCCCAGGCCGCUGCCUGUCACCGCUGGAUGCAGCAAGGUCCUCAAAGAAGAUGAGAGAGUUCUGGCCAUGGUGCUUCAUCAGAACCUGCUGAGGGAGCUGGAGGAACUCACACAGCCUGGUAAGAGUUCAGUCAAGCAAAUGCCUCUGAAAAACGACAAGAAGUGGAACUAUCCUAUGGCAGAAAGCAUGGAGUGGAAUGAGGAGGACAACUUGGAGAAGAGGCUUGCCUCACUGAAGGAGGAGGGGGGUGAUGAGUGGAGGGAGCCCAGCAUCAGCCAAGGGGGAUCCCACGUGAAGAUGAACACCCCUUCGAAGGAAGAGGGAGAGGUGAAGAGGAACGGUCAAGGGCAAGAGGUGAAGAACGAGGAACAACGCAAGGACAAAGACCUCAUCACUGGCGAAGAUGGCACCAAGGUCGGAGCGCGAGCGAGCGAGGAAGAGUUCAGCGAUGAAGACAAAGGCGGUUUCGGGAAGGGACGCGGCGAGCUAUCUGAGGAAGACUAUCAAAGCGCCAUUGAGCUUGGGCAGGAGGGGCGAGAGGACCUCAGGGUGGACGAGCUGAUUGAGAAGGUCGCCAAGCAGGAGUUGGAGAGCAGAGAGGAUGAGGAGGAGGAGGAGGAGAGGAAGGAACGGGAAGGUGGCGUUCCCAGGAGGAAUGGGAAUGGGAUCGGCCAGCCAAACGCCAGCAAGCGAGUGGAGGAGAAUGCCAGCGAUGAGGAAACUGACCAGUUUGAAGCGGAGCAGGAAGGACUGAAGAUCCUGGAGGCACAAAGCCACGCGCUGGGCAACGUGGACCAGCAACAGCCUCGUGAGGAUAAGAGACGCCAUCAUCUGGACACGAAGAAGAGACGUGAAGAUGACGUUGUCUACCAGUGGAAGAAGCACCGCGGGCUGGGGAACGGCAAGGUGGAGGCGGUGGAUGAGGAGGGAGAGGAGGGAGAAGGAGAGCAAGAAAGAAAACUGAAGCAUGAGGAACACGAGCUGAGUAACCUGGCGGAGAUUGAGCGGGAGCUGAAGGACGUGGCGGACAAACUGCGGGACAUCCAGCGGGGUUGAGAGCCGUUCGUUCCCAUUCCCAAGGGUGGCCAUUGCCUCCCAUCACCAAUGGCCGCCAUUACGUUGACGUGUAGACCAGCCCAUCGCCAUCGACAUCCCCCUCCCUGGCUGUGUACUGUUAUGGUCCAAAGCUUCAUCGAGCAUGGACAGGGUGCAGUGAUGCAUGGUAUAUUAUUCAACUUGUCAGUGUUCUUCUGCUCAAUGGCAAUGUAAUCCCAUCAGUGAAAGAAUUCAAAUGUACAAUGUAAUGCCUUUCCUUGAGUUAAGGGCCUGUCCCACCAGCAUGCGACUGCAUGCGGCA